This is a messenger RNA of Monascus purpureus, 2039 nucleotides long. NCBI's taxonomy places the organism in Eukaryota, Fungi, Ascomycota, Eurotiomycetes, Eurotiales, Aspergillaceae. The record is from the annotation of a GenBank genome assembly.
AGGAGGCCCAGUGGCACCUUGGAACACUACCUGAAUGCCGCUGGUCCCGCGUUCAUUGCUUCUGGCAUCACUGUCCUUCCUGUUUUGAGAGAAGUUUUGUUUUUGAAGGUGGUUCAACUGCAACGGCUGGCUAUCCAGCACUGCAUUCACUUGAGGAGAUCCGGAUGACUUGGAUACCUGCAUUCAUAACCUUUCUUUUUGAGGAUUGGACUUUUGGGUCGCUUGUUGGCGGGUAUUUGAAUUGGUCUUCCCGCAUCGUCCUCCCCCCCGGACCACCCGCCGAUCGCGAAUGUAUAUGUUCAGGGACGGGUUGAAGUACAACAUAAGAUUGCUUUACAGGACAGCUUAUCGUGUCUUUGUGGAUUUUCACAUUCAAGGGCGACGCUAAACGCAUCUGCGUGACUGCCGAGAGGGAAGUAUAGCCGGGAGAAUAGCUGGGCUACAUAGGAUCUCCCUGAGAUACUACAGUCGAGGCUUGACCAAGCUUGUCAAAAAUGGCCGAGUCAAACGGGAAAGAAGGGAAAAAGUCUUUUCCUGCUGGGACAAUAGCAAAGCUGACAUGCGACAUUCUCAAUGACACGUUCUACAAUAUUAUCCAUGACAUCGUGCUCAAAGCUCAUCGUGACGAGAAGAUUGCACGCAUGCGCUCAGCCGUGGUACUUGCUAGACAGAAAGCCGAAGAAGAGGCUGCCCGACUUCGCCCGGAGACAGCUACAAAGGCUUCUGUGGACUCUGAUGAUCUUAAAAACGUUCGAGUCGAGACAGAAGGAGCCAUUUUCGAACGCGGAAAGGCGUACCUCAAGGGCAAUCCGCUCCAUACGACAAAAGAGAUUAUUUGCCCUGAGUGUCGAUUGCCUCGUUUGCUAUAUCCAUCCACCGGCAUUGGUGCUCGUCCUCCCCCAGACCCAUACAGGGAGUACUGCCGGAAACAACCGCCCAUUGUUAGACCGGGAUAUGAUAUUCACGGGAAUCCCUUCGCUACGGACAAGUUGAAUACUAAAAAGAAGAAACAGACCACCAAUGCCAACACUCCAGGUUCCAGCCCUCCGACCACUCCAGAUGGUUCUUUCAAGCACACGGCUCCCGAGAAGGUUGGAUAUCCAACUGUAAAAUGCCCUAACUGUCCACGAUAUUUUGCUUCUUUUAGGGUGGCACAGCAUCUAGACAGAUGCAUGGGCUUAUCCGGUAGGGGUAGUAACCGCAACAAGCCCCCAUCAGACAGUAGCACACCCAGUACGGCAGCACCCAAGCGGCCCCUUCCACCCGGAGAUGACGAGGCUCCAGUUGUGACGAAAAAGAAAAAGCUCGGAGCGCCCAAGAAACUGACGGGCAAAAAACCGCCUCCCCCAAGCAAACUAAAAAAUGGCACCACACCUGAUAUGAUGGCUGCAGAAGCUGCGGGGGAUGGUGGGUUGAAGAUUGAAACGAAUGGUGACUCCAAGGCCUAAUUACAUUCGGCCUCUCUUGUCAUUCUUUCUCCCUUCCCCGAAAAGACUGUUUCAGAUACUCGGGGAUACAUGCCGCAUAUUCGACCGGUUCUCUCUGACCACACAGCGGUUUCAUUAAGGGAGUUAUUUUCUUGGCUUUUCCCCUUUGUCGUCUUUCGUUUUUUAUAACGAUGUCAACGCACUUAUUAUUUCGCAUUCAGGGUAUCAUAGAAGAACUGCGACCAGCACUGUUAACCAUACCACUUUGCUUUCUUUUCUUCCCUUCUCUCAUAUGAGGCGUCUUGGAUAUGCUGGUUUCUGGUUCUUUAUAUCUGUUGCUCUACUCCAUAGACGAUCAUGGUGUAUUGUAGAAUAUGCUGGUGUCAUUAGCUGAAGUUACUUGUUUUGUUUGAGACAUUGAACUAUGAAUGGACGUGAUUGCUUGAAGUUAUGUAUCUUUCUUUACACUUGACGGCAUUACUGUGCAAGAAAAUAAGUAGCAAAGAAGCCAUUCUUGCUUUCUUCCCAUUGACACUGUAUGCAUUAAAAUCACAUGAUGAACAAUUCCAGCUGCACAGCUUAGUCAACAAUAUCAUAAUUGUCCUAUGUGGC